AGUUGAAAAUAGCAAGUAAACAACCAGAAUUAGAGCUUAUAUAAUGAUAGUAGACUAAUUGUUAAAGUUAUACCGCUGAGGAAUGCAUGCGGUCCAAGGAGAACUUUGCAUCAACAGCACAUUUUGUAAGGAAUAUUAUUUAAAUUUGACRAGAACUUGACAUUUGCAGGAAGUGGAUGCCCUCAUUGGACCGUAACAAUUGAUAUCGUACGAUGUAUAGUACGACUAUGACUUCAAAGGAUAUUUUUAACUUGCAUGUUUUUGAGCAUUGGUACUAUCUAUGCUGAUAAAGUGGAACCUAAAAGUCUGGAAAACAGUGUUCAAACAUGCCACCGAUACUGCAUUUUAGUGGGUUUGAUGUUAAGAGUUAAGCUUAAGUUAAGCUAUAGUUAAGUUAACUGCACAAGAGUAUUAAUUUUAAGAAGUGAUUUUUAUAUUCAACUACUGAACAAAGAAACUGUUGAGAUGGAAGAAAAAGAAAACUCAGAAGACGUAGAAGAAGAACAAAGUUUGUAUGAUAGUAUAAAUGACUUGAUUGCACAGCUGUGGUAUCARCAUGGGUUAUUUUGCGCCUCGCAUCCUAAACUGAUCAUAUUUUUCUCAUCGAUGGUGAUCUUAACGUGCAGUGCACCACUUUUUGGAUCAUCUGCAUUCAGCAUYCCAACAACUGUGGAAAGCACAACUACAACAGCAUUGCACUCUGGGAAUGAAUCAUCUUUACCUCAUUGGUUCGAUGGCAAACCCUUUAUGUAUAUAAUCCAAUUUGUCCUUACUGCCAAGCUACCUGCAGUAUUUCCAACACAAAGUCAUGAUGGUAUACGGCAAGCAUUAAAGCCUGCACUCUACGUCACAAAUUUUAUAUCUGAUUUUAAAGACAAAGAAAGUGGGCARGGUAUGUCAGAUGUUUGUCUCAAUGUAUCCUCUGGGACUUUAAUAAGACAAAGRUCAGGAUUGCAUGUUCAAGACAGUAAAUUCUUACCAGCAUCUGGGUGUCUUUUGCUUUCCCCGGCUAAUCUAUGGAGUAGAAGUCUUGAGAGAUUUUCAAGAGACAAUGAGCUGUUUGAUGAUAUGUAUCAGAACUUUGGSAGACCAGCAUUUAAUAUCUUACUKAAAGGUAAUGAGAGGCGUUGCCAUUUACAAGGUUUUGGUCCCAAUAAUACUAUAAACUAUGCUGUUACAUUGGUAAUGACAACAAAUGAGCGCAGAUAUUUAGCUGCAUUGAAGAAAAAAUUGCAAAAUAUAUACCCAGAAUCAGUACAAUCAAGAAAUUCUACUGAGAACAAAAUUGACAAUAAAGUGCUCCAUAUCUACUAUAAGGAUGAUGGUGGUACUCUAGUUGAAUUGGGCUCAAUAAGUGUGGCUUAUUUUGUUGUCUUUCUUUAUCUUGCCUUUUCAGUUGCUAAGAUUGACAUGGUGAAAUCAAAGUGGGGAUUGGCUUUCAGUGCCGUGAUAACUGUAGUUGCAUCACUUGCCAUGGCAGGUGGUUUAUCAACUUUUUUUGGUCUUGUGCGUACCAUACACAGCAGGUAUGUGUCAGUAAGGCAUGAUGUUUUUAUAAGGGUAAUAGAUAAUAUCAUUGUGUUGAAUAAAAUUUCCAUUUAUACAGUAUCAUUUAGUUUGAUUAUUUUAGGUUUAAGCAAAGAGGGCAAAUACAUUAUGAAAAACCUUGCAACAGAAAUGUGUGUGAUCAUCUUGGGUUAUUUUACAUAUGUUCCUGCUAUCCAGGAAUUUUGUUUGUUUGCUUUCAUUGGUCUUUUGUCUGAUUUCUUUCUCCAAGUGUUUCUCUUCUCCACCAUUCUGUCUAUUGAUAUAAGAACAGACAGUCAGCUCCCCAUAUCCUACCUCCUUUACCUAUGGACUCUAUCAGGAACCCACCCCAGUGCCCUGUUAUGCCUGUCAGAAGCAAGAGACUCAAGCUUGUUAAUUUUUGGGCAAGAACCCGUAUGGUGCAGCGUGCCUGCAUGGUGUGUGCUGUGCUGUAUUUUAUCUACAUYRUGUUUUAUUCYGUGACACCAAGUACUUUYCGCAACUUGACGUCAGAUUCACCUGAUCAGGAAUCUGGAGAAGAAAUGUCUUUGAGCAAAAUYAUURAAAAGAUUGUUGCAGAUCAUGACAAAGGGUCUCAAAAUGUUUCCAAUAUGGCCACAGAGAAAGAACAUAACGACAUGAAAUUAUCACACAGCAAAGAUAUACCAAGUAGUAAUGAUGGUUGGACAGGUUUGACAAAGUACCAUUGGCCACAGUUGUUAAGCUACUACAACACAAGUUUGUUAGGGAGAUACAUUAGUAUCCUACCUCCUGUCCAUCUUGGCUUUACGAUUGAUCUUCCAUCAUUUACACCUAAAGAUGAAACAGCAGAUGUAAAAGCAACACCAUUCCCUGAAUCCUCAAUCCAUGGUCCCGAUCCAAAACAUAUGCCUCUUAAUUCCAGAGACCCAGAGUAUUACCUAAAUGCUCUCAAUUGUGUUGUUUUGGGUGUGAUAGUGAUGAUAGUKUUAUUCUUUGUGUGUAAAUAUCUYAAUGACUUGCAAAUUCGGCCAAAGUCAAGGUCCUUCAGAGAGGUAGGACUUCAAUAUGAAAACUUGGUCGAAGCUGUACCUCUGAGCCUUAGAGGUCACCGUCAGAAUGUGGAACACAUGAAGUGCACUGCAUCAAGCAUAGUGAGUAUUUGCUUGAGUGGUCAAGUUCGAGUUUGGAGUAGAACCACUGGGGAAUGCCUUAGAGUUAUCCAAAGAACCAGUGAAAUUCCUUCAUCUCGACAAAGAUGUGUCACAAAAAAGAAGCUUAAAUAUGAUUCUGAUAAAACGCAUACAAGAUCAAAGUACGUCAAAAGUCUAGAAAAUGGCCAUGGUGAUACAUCAAUGAAUGCCUCGCUACCAGAUGUUUUGUUAUAUGGCAACAACGCUGAAUUGGAUAGCUGUGUUGAGGUCAAUGGGCAUCAAAGUCCUACAGCUAAAGAGCCAGGCAGCCAAAGCCGCACUGGUUCUGUAAGUUCUUGCGUAAGCGAGAAUUCAGGUUAUGAUUUUGGACCAUCGUGCCAAGGUGGCUCUCCAAAGAUAACAUCAUUUGGGUCGUUACAGUCACUGGAAAAUUCUUGGUCAAGUGAGGAAGACCUAAUAUUUUCUGGCUCUGAUGAGCAUUUAAAUAGUACACAAAAUGGCACACUAGAUGAAUUCAGAUCAGCUUCUGUGUGGURUCUUGAUUGUAAAGAUGAUAUCUUGGCGACAGGAUGCAGUGAUGGAGUUGCUGAGCUUUGGAGUCUCAGCUCGGGGAGKCAACUUUGUCUUUACARCGAAAAAAGUAGUGGUAUUACAARUGUUGCAUUCCUUCCUGAUAGUCCUGUUUUGGUCCUGKCUCGACUGGAUGGUACUUUGGAUUUUUUGACUCUCCUUGAUCCUACAAUAAGUACCAGAAACAACAUUGCACCUUUCAAGCGUUCUUCUCCUAAAGUACAAUGUAAAAAUCCAAGAAAUAAUUCAGCUUCCAGUGACACAAGUCCUGUGCAAGCACAUUCUGUUCCCAUUAGAUGCAGCUUGACACAUAGAGUGCGGGCUCAUCAUCAACCUGCAAGUGUUAUGGUUGUUACUAAAGACAAUGUCAUCACUGGGAGCCACGAUAGGACCUUGAAGGUGUUCCGAACGCACGACGCCGCUCGUAUCUUCACUCUUCACGGUCACAGAGAUGGUAUAACCGCUUUGACUGUUCUACAGAAUGAACCAAACUACGCGAUAAGUGGUGCAUCAAACGGCGGCGUACGCGUGUGGGACGUUACAACUGGAGAAUGCCUUCUACACUUACGAGGUCACACAUGCUCAGUGAUAGCCCUUGCUUGUACAAAAGACCACAUCAUUAGCACAAGCAUUGAUAAUUCUAUGUGUAUAUGGGACAGACGAAAAGGCAAAUGUCUUCACUACAAACUAAAACAGUUUCCAGAUUUCUGUUCAAAUAUGGUCAUGAUGUCCAGUAACUUGUUUGUAACUGGUGGACAGGGUUGUAUUGCAUUGUGGGAUCUUCAUACAGGCAAGCAGAUCAAAACUAUUCCUUUGGAUGGUGGUGAUCGCUCUGUUAUUGUACGGAAUAUCAAUGUCAGUGACUCUGCUAGCAUCGUAUGCAGCUACGGAAAAGAACUGCGCAUUGUUACGUUUCCCUUCGUAAUGAACAAAGUGGAGUGAUAAUUUUAUACAAUUUUAUACACAUAGCGUUAACAUCUAUUUUAGUGACUCUGCUAGCAUCGCAAGCAGCUACGGAAAAGAACUACGCAUUGUUACGUUUCCCUUUGUAAUGAAGAAAGUGGAAUAGCAAUGUAGAUAUAUAGCAGAUAUAUUAUUUUCGACAACAUCUACGUCAUCUACGUAAGUGACGAUUCGUAAUCAGCUAUCAACAACAUUAAUGCGUGUAUUAUCAACGUCAUCAGUAGUUAUAGACAGUAGGGCCGCCAACGUCUGCUAUAUCUACGGAAAUGUCUGAGCUGCGUAACACUACGCAUUUACAUAUUGUUGAAUUAUGGUAUAUCGAAACCAAUAUGAACAAGGACAGAUCCAGUAUGGUCUAGCACGCAGUYUCGCGUGAAAGCAACUAAUGUUCCUCAKAAGAAGGACAAGCUUCUCARUKUUUGUCGGUAUCUGACCCAAGAACUAAAAGACAACAGACUUYUGUAUAACUGAAAAAUGAAGCACUGAAAAAAUCAAAGCAUUUUAUAGUAUAUUUGUGUGUAAUAAAUAUUAUCUGAGUGGUC
This is a messenger RNA of Exaiptasia diaphana, 4735 nucleotides long. Its product is annotated as sterol regulatory element-binding protein cleavage-activating protein-like. Gene Ontology annotation, biological process: SREBP signaling pathway. The record is from RefSeq and is a predicted model, not a curated record. Gene Ontology annotation, cellular component: endoplasmic reticulum membrane; Golgi membrane. Gene Ontology annotation, molecular function: sterol binding; protein binding. NCBI's taxonomy places the organism in Eukaryota, Metazoa, Cnidaria, Anthozoa, Actiniaria, Aiptasiidae.